Messenger RNA from Dunckerocampus dactyliophorus (ringed pipefish), 1489 nucleotides. RefSeq names its product prostaglandin reductase 1-like. The record is from RefSeq and is a predicted model, not a curated record. The coding region runs from base 107 to 1096 and encodes 329 amino acids. The transcript has 9 exons. Gene Ontology annotation, molecular function: 15-oxoprostaglandin 13-reductase [NAD(P)+] activity; 2-alkenal reductase [NAD(P)H] activity. Gene Ontology annotation, cellular component: cytoplasm. Lineage: Eukaryota; Metazoa; Chordata; Actinopteri; Syngnathiformes; Syngnathidae. Gene Ontology annotation, biological process: prostaglandin metabolic process.
UGUCUUCCGCCCUUUCUUGUUGCCACAAAAGCACCACAAUCCUCAAGUUAAAAGUGUGCUGCCAUCCUCCGCAGAGAGAAGGAACUGUGCCGAGAAAGGUGGAAUCAUGGUUCAAGCUAAGGCAUGGAUCCUGACCAAACAUUUUGAUGGCUUCCCCAAGGAAAGCAACUUCCAGCUCAAAGUGGAAGAGCUCCCGGAGCCUAAAGAUGGAGAGGUGCUUUUGGAAGCAUUGUUUCUCAGUGUCGACCCUUACAUGAGGCCGUUCAGCCGCGUCCGCAUGAAAGAAGGAGAUGUGAUGAUCGGAACUCAAGUUGCAAAAGUGAUCCAAAGCAAAAAUGCAGAGUUUCCUGCAGGGGUGCAUGUGGUUGGUCGUAGUGGAUGGAGAAGCCACACAAUCUCUGAUGGCUCCGGCCUCAUCCCCAUCAUGCCUGACUGGCCUAGGGAUGUCUCACUGUCCCUGGCUCUUGGCAUCAUCGGCAUGCCUGGCCUGACCGCUCUGUAUGGAAUCGAAGAAGUCCUUGGACUGAAGGCGGGCGAGACCCUGCUGGUGAACGCAGCAGCGGGGGCGGUGGGCUCCGUGGUGGGGCAGAUCGCCAAGAUUAAGGGCUGCAAAGUGGUGGGCUCGGCCGGGUCUGAUGCCAAGGUGGCUUUCCUCAAAGAGCUGGGCUUUGACGAGGCCUUCAACUACAAAACGGUGGCCUCCUGGGAGGAGGCUCUGAGGAAGGCUGCUCCAGAAGGAUACAACUGCUUCUUUGAAAAUGUGGGAGGCCCCUUCUCAAGUGUGGCCCUAUCACAGAUGAAAGACUUUGGAAGAAUAGCUGUGUGUGGAAGUAUAUCCACAUACAACGACACUCAGCCUCAGACAGGGCCAUUUCCACACAUGACCAUGAUUUUCAAGCAGCUCAAGAUGGAGGGUUUCAUGCAGAGCAGAUGGGAAAAAAAGCAUCCAGAGUCCCUCAGGAGGCUGAUGGGAUGGCUGAAAGAGGGCAAACUGCAGAAUCGGGAGCACAUCACAAAGGGCUUUGAAAACAUGCCGGCUGCUUUUAUGGGGAUGCUACAAGGAGAAAACACCGGAAAGGCCAUCGUGGCAGUCUAAUGUGGAACCCAGGAACCACUAACAGUAUUAAUCAUUGUUUAAGCAUGAAGGACUACUAACCAACAUGAUGCCAACAUAACCCCAGGUCUUUUGCCAUUUAUUGUCUUCAAUUAUUGGCGCUCAUACUGCUAGGUUGUCUUUACAUGAUUUAAAGAUGAAGGCCUCUGGCUUAGUGGAUCUUGUUUGUGUUUGAUCUGGAAAUAGACAAGCCUGUAAUUUGUGGCUGAUUUGAAUUUCAGUGGGCUGUGGUGAUGAGAGCAUUGUCACCAUGGUUACAAGAGACGCCGUUCAUCUGCUAUUGUGGCCAGUUACAGCUGUGUGAAGCCGCACAACAACAUAUUGCACUGUGUAAAUUCUUCAUUUAAAGCAUGAAAAUCAAUAAAAACCUUUUUU